GAUUCACCCCUUUGACCAAAUUCACUCUUGCAAGUAAUGGCAGACCAAGGAUCAGAGCCUGUGAGCGCAAGUCAUGUGGCUCAAUUCAGUCUGAUUACCGGUAUCGACAUCGAUCAGGCGAGAUUCUUCUUGGAAAGCGCCGGUGGGGACUUGGAGGCGGCUCUAUCAACUUUUUACGAAACAGUCGGCUCCACCAACCUCGGUGCUGCUACAUCCUCUUCGCCUGCUUCUUCUCCGCACGAACAGCCGGCAGCCUUGCCUUCAGUCGGUGUCAGUCCUCCGGUCAGAUCUGGCCCUCAGACCCUAUCAGGAGCACCUGCAGAUGAAAUGCCCGCGGAAUGGAGGCGAACAGGAACUUCUUCCGAUUCUGCUGGGCGAAAGAAUGCUCCAAGAGGUGGAAUCUCUGGCUUUGGUAAUCUGACAUCAAGCCGCGCACCGCCUCGACGAAGCGGUAUAUCAACUAUGAAGGAUAUUGUUGCUGGUUCCUCGCCGGCAGGUGAUAUGAGCGAAGAUGAAGACGAAGACAAUCGCGAUGGAGGUCCCGAUCUUUAUGCUGGAGGUGGUAGGAGUGGGCUAAACGUUCAAGAUCCCAACCAACAGAACGGCAAAGCUGCUGGUAUUGUGGCGGAUAUUCUUAAAAAAGCCAAAGAGGCUGGGGCUGCGGCAAUGCCUUCCACGAGUGCUCCAAUACCACCAAAACCCUCCAAUGCCUUUCAGGGCUCAGCUUACACCCUUGGCUCGGAGGAAGUUCCAUCUCGAGCAAUCCCUGAUCAGUCUUCGGCUCCUCGCUCAAGAACUGGCGCGUUUCCUAGAGCUUUAGCCGUUCCGGGAUCGUUCGAGCGAGACUUUGACGAAGAUGUAGAAGAAGAAGACAGCGCCGAGGAAGUGGAGAAACAUCUCACCUUUUGGAAAGAUGGAUUUUCAAUCGAAGACGGCCCCCUCCUCGAUUACGAGGACCCAAAGAACAAGAUGAUCCUGGACGCAAUCAAUUCGGGCCGCGCCCCACUUGAUCUUCUAGGGGUUCGUCUUAAUCAACGGGUCACAAUGCGUGUCGAGAAACGCUUGACGGAGAAUUACACUCCACCACCCAAACAGCCUGCCAAACCGUUUGGUGGGAGCGGAAAUAGGCUAGGAAGUCCUCUGCCUGCCAGCGCAAUGCCCAGCGCGGCGUCUCACAGUGUGGUCAAUCCACCUACGAGUGUGACGCAAGCAUCUCCUUCAAGCAUCUUAUUCGAAGUUGAUAAUAACCAACCUGUCACAACCGUGCAAAUCCGACUCGCAGAUGGGACUCGGAUGGUCACCAGACUCAAUCACACUCAUACAGUAGGGGACCUCAGGAGGCAAAUAGCCGCGUCAAAUCCCCAGAUAGGCUCUCAGCCGUAUGUCCUGCAAACUAUCUUCCCAUCCCGUGAUUUGACGGAUGAAAAUCAAUCUAUCAAAGACGCUGGUGUAUUAGGUGCAGUAGUUGUACAAAGAAAUGUAUAAAAUAUUACUACUGGUGCCUGCUAUCUUGAUAGUCAAGCGGACCAAAUUAGACUAACAGGACACAAAUCCUCCUGGUCAGCCUGAAACUGUCCAUAUUGUAUCAAUCUUGAUUUUGUCAUGUC
This is a messenger RNA of Melampsora larici-populina 98AG31, 1607 nucleotides long. RefSeq lists its product as uncharacterized. Gene Ontology annotation, biological process: nuclear membrane reassembly; proteasome-mediated ubiquitin-dependent protein catabolic process; membrane fusion. The transcript is spliced from 7 exons. Gene Ontology annotation, cellular component: cytosol; nucleus. The record is from RefSeq and is a predicted model, not a curated record. NCBI's taxonomy places the organism in Eukaryota, Fungi, Basidiomycota, Pucciniomycetes, Pucciniales, Melampsoraceae. Bases 37 to 1485 code for a protein of 482 amino acids. Gene Ontology annotation, molecular function: ubiquitin binding.